CCCCGUCUUCCCGCCUGCUCCCAGCAUCGAAUCCCCAUUCCACCAGCCCAAACACGCUGAUCUCUUUUGUUCCUACCCUUGGCCCUCAUCUAUCCUGCUUCUUCCUAACAAUAUACAGCACAAAAUGACAACAAUCACCGAAGCAGGCCGCAAAACCACAAUCGUGCCCCCCUCGACUGACACCUUCGCCGCCUGCCAGCAGCCCACAAUCAGACUGUACCCGGUCACCAACUACACUUUCGGCACGAAGGAGGCGCAGCCGGAGGAAGACCCGUCUGUAUCUGCCCGGCUGCAGCGGUUACAGGAUCAGUAUGAGCAGUAUGGCAUGCGCCGGACGUGCGAGGGCGUGCUGGUGUGUCAUGAGCAUGGGCAUCCGCAUAUUCUGAUGCUGCAGAUCGCAAACGCGUUCUUCAAGCUACCCGGCGAUUACCUCCAACCCGGCGAAGACGAGAUCGAAGGCUUCAAAGUCCGUCUAAACGAACGCCUCGCGCCCGCGCCCGGCCAGCAAUUCGCGCCGGACCAGCACACCGAGGAAUGGGAUAUCAGCGACUGCAUCGCGCAGUGGUGGCGGCCCAACUUUGAGACGUUCACGUACCCGUUCAUUCCGCCGCAUGUGACGCGUCCGAAGGAGUGCAAGAAGAUGUAUUUGGUGAAUCUGCCAAAGCAUAAGGUGCUCAGCGUGCCUAAGAACAUGAAGUUGCUUGCUGUGCCGUUGUUUGAGUUGCAUGAUAACUCUGCGAGAUAUGGAUCGCAGCUUUCUGCCAUUCCGCAGUAUCUGAGCAGAUACAACUUUGAGUUUGUGGACGAGAACGAUGUGGUGAUUGGAAGAUCGAUAGGCCUGCCGUCGCAGUAAGCAGCAUGGGUGGUUUGCUAGGAUAGUUUCGAUGAUGUGAUUUGUGUAUGCAUGAUUAGAGAAAUGACAGACAUACUUGAUCUACUGUAAAACU
Myxozyma melibiosi is the source of this 947-nucleotide messenger RNA. RefSeq names its product Cleavage/polyadenylation specificity factor subunit 5. The transcript is spliced from 3 exons. The record is from RefSeq and is a predicted model, not a curated record. The coding region runs from base 125 to 853 and encodes 242 amino acids. NCBI's taxonomy places the organism in Eukaryota, Fungi, Ascomycota, Lipomycetes, Lipomycetales, Lipomycetaceae. Gene Ontology annotation, molecular function: mRNA 3'-UTR AU-rich region binding. Gene Ontology annotation, cellular component: mRNA cleavage factor complex.